UCUGCGCCGUCGCUUUCCAGACUUGUGUCAUUGUGCACCGGAAUCACCCUCAUGACCGAGGACCGGAGUCUGUCCUGCACCAGGAGCUGAUCCACGUCUCUGGGUAUGGAUUUAUUCAGUUACACGAUUAGCACCGAGAGUCUGGAAGGAAACUGUGCAUUUCUACCUGGAUUAAUGUUCCGACCAUGAGGAUACCUGCGUUUGGAAAGUAAUCUGUGGAGGCUACAGUUUAGGAAAUGCUGCUUAGAAAGUAACAGCGAAGUAUCAAACCCAUCAGUAAACGCAUACCAUUAACCCACAGUGUCCAAGUCUAAGAGUCCAGGAGCUAUGCAGGGAUCCUUUGUGUGGAUUACCAGAGUUUCUGCGCUGUUGCUGUUGCUUUGGUCAGACCCCCUGGACGGUCAACACACAACAGACCACAGGAAGGUUCCCCAGAGGACAGAGCCACAGCAAGAGUUCAGAGCAGAACAUGGAGAAGUUCAAGGCUCUUGGGGAGCCUGGGGGUCCUGGUCAACCUGCUCACGGACCUGCGGAACGGGGGUUCAAGAGCAGAGCAGGCCCUGCCUCCCUGUUUACACUCCACCACAAUACCAUCCCAGAAGAGCUGGUGUUAAUCCCGAACAACCAGGCCGUGUUAUUUCAGCUCUACGGCCUACAGUUCCUCUGCACCACGACACGCUCGGAUCCUCCAACGGCAGCAGAGGAGACAACAGGAAACAGAAGGAGACUCGCGCCGGUGGACGCAGGAGGGUCGGUCACAUCAUCCCAGGGAGGUAUGGUUAUGGGAGAGCACCUUUUGUCGCCCCGCUGCAGACGGACACAGGCCAAGGUUCAGUGACAGUCAGCCCCCACAGGCAGAAACGCUCUGCUGCAGCUGAUGCCCACCACCACACCUCUAGAAGCCACAUUGGCCACAGGUCGAACCACCUGGACCCCUCCAACAACCUGCAUCGCUUCAGUAGACCAUACACCCAUCCUAGAGUGCAGCAACCUAAAAAUAACCAAGUGUGGGCCCCUCUCUACCAGCCUGAAGCCCAGCAGGAGGUGCAAUCAAGCAGCCAGAUCUCUGGAUCACAGCAGUACCAGGAGAGACCCUACAACCCCUUACCCACCUCCUACUGCACAGGGGAGCAUGCCCGCUACAAGAUCUGCAAUAGUAACGCCUGCCCUCCAUCCAGCAGAAACAUCAGGGCUGCUCAGUGCUCGUCGUACAACAACCAGCCUUUCAUGGGCAGACUGUAUGAGUGGGAACCUUUUAAUGAAGUCCCAGUGGAUCAACAUUGUGAACUCAACUGCCGAGCCAUAGGAUUCAGGUUUUAUGUGCGUCAGUCAGACAGAGUGAUUGAUGGGACGCCGUGUGGACAGAAUGAUACUUCUCUCUGUGUGGCAGGAAAGUGUACGAGUCUAGGUUGUGAUGACUAUCUCGGAUCGGGAAAAGUGAUGGACAAAUGCGGCAUGUGUGGAGGUGACAACACUACAUGCAGGCUGGUCUCUGGAGUGUUCAAACACAGCUUGUCCAAGAUCGGCUACCACAAGAUAGUAGAGAUCCCAGAGGGAGCCACCAAGAUCAACGUCACUGAGAUGAUGAAGAGCCGGAACUACUUAGCUCUCCGAAGCCGUUCAGGGCGAUCCAUCAUCAAUGGAAACUGGGCUAUCGACCGGCCGGGGAAAUACGAAGGAGGCGGGACCAUGUUCACCUACCGUAGACCCAACGAAAUCAGUAGCACCGCUGGGGAGUCCUUUCUGGCCGAAGGACCUACCAAUGAGAUCCUGGAUGUUUAUAUGAUCUUUCAGCAGCCAAACCCUGGUGUUCACUAUGAAUACAUUCUACCAUUUGAGAAACCACUUAUUCCUCAGCAACCAAACCACAGACCUGAAGGGAAUGCUGUGAAUGGACACAGUGGUAAUGACCAUCACAACAAGCAGGAGAACCUCAACCCAGGAGCAGGAGGACGGUACCCGCCCCGUCUCCCUGACAACCAGGUUCCUGUUGUCCAGCCACCACGACGGGAAAGGGACUACAACUGGAAACUGUCUGGGGCCACUGAGUGCAGCGCCUCCUGUGGUAAAGGUUUCAGAUACUCUGUCUUUCACUGUGUUCAUCGGCUGAACCACGUUGCUGUAUCGGACAGUUUGUGUGACAGCAACAGCAAGCCGAGUCCACAGGAAGAGCCCUGCAACCUGCAGCCAUGCCCAGCCUUUUGGGAUAUUGGAGAGUGGUCUGAAUGCAGCAAGACCUGUGGUCUGGGUAUGCAGCACCGACAAGUCCUGUGUCGGCAGGUUUAUGCCAACCGCACCCUCAACGUCCACACCAGCCGCUGUCGACACCUGGAGCGACCUGAAACUGCCAGCACCUGCCAGUUAAAGAUCUGCAGUGAGUGGCAGAUCCGCUCUGAGUGGACUGCUUGUUCUGUCCCAUGUGGGCUGGGUCAGAGGUCCAGAGAGGUACGCUGUGUCAGCAACUUGGGCGAUUUUGUUCUUGAUGAGGAGUGCAACAUGAAUCUGCGGCCCGUCGAUAUAGAGAACUGUGACAUGGGAGCAUGUGCCAAGAGCUGGUUCUACACCGAAUGGGGCAACAGGUGCUCAGCUGAAUGUGGGAUGGGAGUUCGUACCAGGGGAGUCCUCUGCUUGACCAAUCACAUCAGCAGCCUCCCUCUGGAGGGGUGUGGCAGCGAGCGACCUGCAGACUCCCAGGUCUGCAACAAUGGUCCAUGUGAGAAUCGGAUCGAGUGGUUCACAGGCCCCUGGAGUCAGUGCUCUGCAGAGUGUGGCGCAGGCAGCCAGCAGAGGUCAGUGGUGUGUCUCAUGAAAUCAGAUGAAGGAUUCACUGUCAUGCCGCCUUAUGAAUGCUCCUCACUGGAGCGACCUCUGAGCCAGCAGAGCUGCAACCUCAAGGCCUGUGGAGCCAAGUGGUACCACACUGACUGGAGUGCUUGUUCAAAAACAUGUGAGGGAGGUUUCCGAGUGCGUGAAGUGCGCUGCCUGUCUGAUGACACGCUGUCCAGUGAAAGCUGUGAUGAGCAGCUGAAACCAACAGAGAGGGAGGACUGCAACCCAGAGCCCUGCGUACCUCACAUAGAUGAGAACUGCAGGGAUAAAUACUACAAUUGCAACGUGGUGGUCCAGGCUCGCCUCUGUGUGUAUGAUUACUACAAGACGACAUGUUGCGCAUCGUGUUCACGAGUGGCCCAUAGACAGUCAAUCCACCGGGGCCGCAGCUAGCGGGGCCUAUCAGUGCCCAAAAUUUCCAUGUUGGACCAGACUCAAUACCUGCUGCAGGCGCUCUAUUCAAGGGGUCGAACCAGCUGGACAUUGCCUUAAAUGGACAGUGGUUUUGUUUGCCUAGGAUGCAAACUGAAGAAGAAACAUUUCUGUCGGUUCUUUGGAGACGUCUUAGUUUAGCGGAUGCCAGGAAUCCAUUCACAGGACAAACAGAGCCCUGGAGAUCUGAGAUGGAUCUGUAGCAAACUGAAAAAAACCCUUACACACCUCAUGGAUCUAAAUAACGUCACAUACUUUUAAGAAAAAACAUCUUUUUUGUUUCAUGGGAAGCAGUUUGCUGGCUCAAGUUGGUUACAUAUGAAGAGGAGAGCACCUGGAAGCUGUUGUGUGGACAAUUUAUAGUCUAACAUUGUUCCUUCCACUACAAGGCUCAAGUGUAUGGCAUGAUGUCAUAUGAAGCUGAUCAUGUUUUAUCUAUAAUCAUCUAUUUAACAUCCACUUUGUUGACCAAAGAUAUGUAACCUCAUCAAGCUAAAGACAGUGACAGAUUCUUAAGAAAAAUGAUUCAUAAGGAAAGUGUGAUUUUAAUUCUCCGUUGUCCAGAUAUUACCCCUGAUAAUUGCCUUAGCAGCAGCAGUCCUCAUUGAGUUUUUUGUCUUACCUGUACAGUUGUGAAGCAUUAUGCAGCCUAUGUAAUAUGUUUGUGUAUAUGUAUGUGCGACAGAGUGAAUGAUAAAAAGUUUUGUUUUUCAGGGGUUCUCACAGUCUUCCCAGCAACUGAAGAGAAAAAAAAAACCCUCUUUAUUUAUUUAUAUGGCUCCCCAGGGAGGACACUGGUUUAUCGGCCACCGGUGGCCCCUUUUAGACUGGGGCGAUAAAAUCUUUGCUGCCUCUCCACCAAUCACAACGUCCACGAUGAAUGUAGGCAUUCCACAGCCUGCUGGAUGGUAGAAGCAGAUGGUCAGAAAAACCUAAUAUAUUUUUUGGAAAGGUGAAAACAAACUGCUUUUUUCCUGUGGGAGAUGACCAUUCCACAAUUGUGUAAUUCCUGCUCCACAUGAAAUCACCAAUUGUCAGCAUGAUUAGUAUUUUAUUGUACACAUGAAUCAUUACAGUAUUUCGCAGCUAUUGAUUGGUUACGUUGUGAGGAAGGCUGAAGUAAACAUUUAUUUAUGAACCAGUCAUGCCACCCCAUUUUCCAGUAACAUAUUUUAACCGCACACCUCCUCUCAAAUGUUAGAGUGUUUCUCUACUAUAACUAUUCCCUCCAUAUUCUAUAAACUUACCUCUGAUUCAUAAGUACUGUAUUGAUGUUUAUGUUCAGAAUGACUCAAGUAUGCAAUUAAUUCAAUUCAUGAGGGAAAUAAACAUGAUGGCC
Messenger RNA from Sphaeramia orbicularis (orbiculate cardinalfish), 4600 nucleotides. RefSeq names its product thrombospondin type 1 domain containing 4 (gene thsd4). Gene Ontology annotation, cellular component: extracellular matrix. NCBI's taxonomy places the organism in Eukaryota, Metazoa, Chordata, Actinopteri, Kurtiformes, Apogonidae. The record is from RefSeq and is a predicted model, not a curated record. The transcript is spliced from 18 exons. Gene Ontology annotation, biological process: extracellular matrix organization; proteolysis. The coding region runs from base 328 to 3222 and encodes 964 amino acids. Gene Ontology annotation, molecular function: metalloendopeptidase activity.